CUUGGAGCUGCCCAGUAAGAACAGCAUGCCUGCCUACUGGAACUUGGCCUUUGCAAUCUGCAUCUUAGAAAUACACGUCCUCACUGCAGAGCCCACUCCCAGUUAUGGAAGAGAACCAACAGAAAGGAGUGACCCUCUAUUGCCCAUUGACUGCAGAAUGAGCUCCUGGAGUGAAUGGUCGCUAUGUGAUCCUUGCCUCAACCAAACGUUUCGUUCAAGGAGCAUUGAGGUCUUCGGACAAUUUAAUGGGAAAAGUUGUGUUGACACUGUGGGAGACAGACGACAAUGUGUGUCCACGGAACCCUGUGAAGUCAAUGAGAAUGACUGCGGGAAUGAUUUUCAGUGUGAUACAGGCAGAUGCAUAAAGAGGCGACUUCUGUGUAACGGUGACAACGACUGCGGAGACUUUUCAGAUGAGGAUGACUGUGAAAAUGAUCCACGUACCCCCUGCCGUGACAGAGUGGUAGAAGAGUCUGAGCUGGCACGGACAGCAGGCUAUGGGAUCAACAUUUUAGGGAUGGACCCCCUAAGCACACCUUUUGACAAUGAGUUCUACAACGGACACUGUAACCGGGACCGGGAUGGAAACACUUUGACAUACUACCGAAGACCCUGGAACGUGGCUUCUCUGGCCUUUGAAACCAAAGCUGAUAAAAAUUUCAGAACUGAGCAUUAUGAAGAACAAAUUGAAGCAUUUAAAAGUAUCAUCCAAGAGACAAUAUCAACUUUUAAUGCAAAUUUAGCUCUAAAAUUUACACCCACUGAAGUAAAAAAAGCUGAAGAAACUUCUGGGGAUAAAGAUUCCUCCAAAUCUAUACACGCCCGGGGUAAUUUCCAAUUUUCAUAUAACAAAAAUGAAACGUAUCAAAAAUUCUUGUCAUAUUCUUCAAAGAAGGAAAAAAUAUUUCUGCAUGUGAAAGAAGUGGUUCAUCUGGGAAGAUUUGUAAUGAGAAAUCGGGAUGUUACACUGACAACAACUUUCUUGGAUGAUAUUAAAGCUUUGCCAACUACCUAUGAAAAGGGAGAAUAUUUUGCCUUUUUAGAAACCUAUGGAACCCACUACAGUACCUCUGGGUCUCUAGGAGGAUUCUAUGAGCUAAUAUAUGUUUUGGAUAAAGCUUCCAUGAAAGAAAAAGGUGUUGAACUAAGAGAUGUAAAGAGAUGUCUCGGGUAUCAUUUGGAUUUAUCCCUGGGUAUGUCUGGAAUCUCUGCUGAGGCUAAAGUUGAUAAAGAUGAUUGCUUAAAGAGGGGUGAUGGUAAAACUGUGAACAUCGUCCGUGAUAACCUCAUAGAUGAUGUUAUUUCACUUAUAAGAGGUGGAACCAGAAAAUAUGCAGAUGGACUGAAAGAAAAGCUUCUCAGAGGAGGCACGAUUGAUGUGACUGACUUUGUCAAUUGGGCCUCUUCCGUAAACGAUGCUCCAGUGCUCAUUAGUCAAAAACUGUCUCCUAUAUAUAAUCUGGUUCCAGUGAAAAUAAAGGAUGCACACCUAAAGAGACAAAAUUUGGAAAGAGCCAUUGGCGACUAUAUCGAUGAAUACAGUGUAAGAAAAUGCUACCCAUGCCAAAAUGGAGGCACUGUGAUUCUGCUGAAUGGACAAUGUUUGUGUUCCUGCCCAGUUGCAUUUGAGGGAAUUGCCUGUGAAAUCACCAAACAAAAAAUUCCUGAAGGAUCACCAGCCAACCCAUUCACCCAUAGAGAAUAG
Messenger RNA from Carlito syrichta (Philippine tarsier), 1705 nucleotides. RefSeq names its product complement C9 (gene C9). Gene Ontology annotation, biological process: immune response. The transcript is spliced from 12 exons. Lineage: Eukaryota; Metazoa; Chordata; Mammalia; Primates; Tarsiidae. The record is from RefSeq and is a predicted model, not a curated record. Gene Ontology annotation, cellular component: membrane attack complex. The coding region runs from base 26 to 1705 and encodes 559 amino acids. Gene Ontology annotation, molecular function: protein binding.